Coccidioides immitis RS is the source of this 3168-nucleotide messenger RNA. RefSeq lists its product as uncharacterized. NCBI's taxonomy places the organism in Eukaryota, Fungi, Ascomycota, Eurotiomycetes, Onygenales, Onygenaceae. The record is from RefSeq and is a predicted model, not a curated record. Bases 8 to 1423 code for a protein of 471 amino acids. The transcript has 2 exons.
AAGGACAAUGGCUCCUCGAAAGGGAAGCAAGGGCAGUGCCAAUGCGAAAGACCCCCUUCUCAAAAAGGAAGCAGACAAGACAAAAGGGAAAAAGGCAAAAGAUGGCGCGAAUGGAGGCUCGCCUCAAAAGAGGACUCUUAAUCCAGUCUUUCUAGCGAUGAUUGGGAAUUUCCUUAGUGCAUAUGGGUUCCAUGAAACCAAAGCCGUAUUUGACACCGAAGUCACUAGAGUAGGAGUCGCUGGGAAAAGUAAAUCCAAAUCCAAAUCCCAGCCGAAGGAAACGGUUGAAGGAGCCUCGAGCCCUCCUUGUGUACUUGACCUGUUUGAAUCUUGGGAUCAACAAGGUCAGCUAAUGAAGUCACAUAAACUUGAUGAGAAGAGAAGAUCGGAACAAAAUGCCGAUGGCGGGAAUAAGGGUAGUGAGAAUAUAGCUACAUCCGAUGAUUCUAGCGAUUCCGAUGCUUCCGCCUCUGAUGAUUCGAGCAUCUCGAGUAGCUCUUCCAGCAGUUCUAGCUCUUCCAGCUCCUCUUCCAGCUCAGCAUCUGCCGACAGCUCUGACUCUUCCAGCUCCUCUUCCGACUCCUCCUCCGGCCCGUCCGGGAGUGAUGACAGCUCAGACAACCAAAGCGCCCGGAAUUUGAACGGCAAAAAGAAAAGUUCAGGCCAACUACUGAAGCGAAAAUAUGAGUCGUCCUCGGAUCCUUCUUCCUCGGAUUCGGAGUCUGACUCUCCUUCGGCGAAGCGACCUAGGUUAGACAAGGACAAACUUAACAAAUCAAUUAAAUCAGCAUCGUCCCCUAAAUCUGAGUCGUCCGAUUCUGAUUCUGGCUCCUCCUCGACAACUUCAUCUUCGAAUUCCUCACAAUCGGAGAAAUCUAAGUCGGCUAAAGCAAAGAAGCCUGCGAAAGUGAAAGAUGUUGACUCCGGCAGCGACAGCGAUAGCGAAUCUAGUGAUUCAUCCUCUACCUCCUCAUCUUCUUCAUCCUCUGACGAGUCUGACUCCGAUUCUUCAAAGGACGAAAAACCAGCUUCUGCCAUCGAUAAUCGGGAAUCGUCCGCAGGUUCCAGUACAACCUUGCAUGACGCUUCAUCUAGCUCCCCCGAUGCUCUCAACACAGGCAAUGGGAAAUCUGACAACCCAACUGACAGCACCGCUCUCACAAGAUCUAACUCAACUUCUAAUGACUCUGCCCCACGCUAUAGAGGCGCUAAGCCCACUCCUCUAGCAAUUGCUAGCGAACAAUGGCACAAUCACCCAUCCAACGAAUACGUGCCUUACGCAUAUGCGGAUCGCGCCCACAAGGAUCUCUCUGUAACCCGCGGCAAAGGUUUCACGAAGGAAAAAAACAAAAAGAAACGUGGCUCAUACCGUGGGGGCCCUAUCGAUAUCGGACCCGGCAAGGGGUUUAAGUUUGAAGACUAAAUCAAUUUAAACUACUGGGUUUCCUCGGGCACUUAUGUUAAGAAGUCCGUUAUCCUUAGCAUGGCAUCAUCACGAGUAUCAGAUCUGCUGUUUCUGUCAUUGCUUGCUUCUCAAGUUAUCCGCGGUGUGCCACAGAUCGGGAACUGGCAGUUAGGUUUUUGGUCCGUUGGCGCGGUGACGAUAUAUCUGUCCGAUCCCAGAGGUUUCCAUAACCGCUGUCGGCCGUUUUUACGCUCUUAUUCAAUGAGCCCUCCCCCCCCGCGGCUAGCAUCUUUAGCGAGGAGUUAUAGGCGGCGUAACCUCUCUAGAGCCUAUGUUAGAUUAUGCGCCUAGGUCCGGAGUAAACAAAAGUAUACUCGAAUUACAUCACUCUAUCCCAUUCCAUUCUCUCUGAUCCUCAAACGCCCUAACUUCUUUAUAUACGUACCAUAAUUUUUUUACUUUAUUAUUGUUGAAUGAAAGCCAUGGUUAUGUCUAGCAUAUAUAACCGGCCCCAUUCUAUGACACUCUUCGCCAUGUUCCCCCCGUCACUUUAUUCCUUACAACCCAAGGUUGGAACCAUCUCCGAUCCCAGCCGGGGAUUCUCACUUCGCUCUUACUCAAUUCACUACGGGAUUCCUCGUCCAACGCCAUCCAGAGGGGAUCCUGCAUCAUGAGUCUCACUCCUCUACCCUGAUCCCUAGGAAACGGCCGUUCAUAACAGGACAAGUCCAAGGGUUGGCAAUCGACACCACCAUGUUGAUCUAAUCCCAGGUCUAGGUUGCGUUGGUACCACUCCUUGUUUUUGCCGGCUAGGUCAUCUGUCGAUACCAUGUCAAGGCGGAUCACGCUGUCUUCAACGCCAAUAUAGAAUGUUGAUGAGGACGGAGAGGGCUGAGAGAUUGUGUAAAUUGGUCCGCGAUAACGGUGGGGUUCGCGUAAACGGUUCAAUCUUCGGCCUGGGAGGUUUUGAAUGCGGUUCGAUAAGAAUAUAGAUAUGUCUUUACUUGGGAAUAGGACUGUUUCUGGUCGUUCCGGACGAUUGUGAUUGCUCAUUGAGUCAAUGUGAGGCCUCGCUGCUGGGAGGGCAGCAUCCAAGUAGCUGUAUCGUCCCAUGCGCAUAUCGAAGAUCUUCACCAGAGCAUGGAUGCCGCUACCCACGACGAAGCGUUCGCGACCGAUGGGUUUGAGACUGUAGAUAGGACUGUCAUCGACGGUAUCUGAGAAAACUGACACAAUCGAACUUGGGGAGCGAAGGUCAUGCAGCCUGGGAGACCUGUUAGAAGUCGACUUCUUACCGCGCCACUCUGGAGGGGAACUUGCCUCGUUUUACUAUCUUCCCAGCCGGACAAAAAAAGGUCGCCAGGGUUGCCGCCAGAUACGCGUGAUACCGUUAAGGGUUCAAUAGUCGUUGCUUUAGCUCUCCUCGGUUCAUCAUCAUCAACCCUGAGAUCGCGAAGCUUAACAGUGCCGUUUGGGCGAAAGCUAAACACCGAGAUUUUGUCGGACUCCCCAUCAGAACCCACUGCAAUCUUCUCAUCGCACAAAAUCCGAGAGCAUCUGUGUCUUCCAAGACCAUGAGCGGUAAUUUUGAGGGUUUCGAAAGGAUGAACCUCGUCUUCCUCGGCGUCGACUCGGAAAAACAGAAUUGAUUUCCUAUUCAUGGAUGCCGCGAGCAUUCUGCAGGGUCCGGAACUUAUGUCGGUGCCUUCGAGGUAUCCUCCUAGUGUAAGAUACGAUUUUUCCAGCCUGCUAGAGCCUGUUUC